Molecule: messenger RNA, 1407 nt
Organism: Torulaspora delbrueckii
Lineage: Eukaryota; Fungi; Ascomycota; Saccharomycetes; Saccharomycetales; Saccharomycetaceae
Gene: BUD22
Product: Bud22p
Exons: 1
Coding region: 1-1407 (468 amino acids)
Biological process (GO): maturation of SSU-rRNA
Cellular component (GO): 90S preribosome; nucleus
Source: RefSeq, a predicted model, not a curated record
AUGCCAAAAGAUAAUCUGCUGUUUAAGCUUGAUAAUUUGGAGUAUCAAUUUCACUAUCUCAAUGGCGAUUUAGAUAGUUUCCGCCCACGUCUGGGUAGUACAACCAAACUAUACAGCGCAAAGGGAAAGAAGACCUCUAAAAGAGUGGCAAAAUUACUCAGCGAGUUGGAGCCUGCAAGGAUUACUGAGCAGCUGAACGCUUUGCGUUUGGAGAUUUUCAAUAAUAAGGUGUAUCAUUUGGAAAAAAAUCUACGAUCCAUAUUGUUGAAGCAGAUUAACCAAUAUAAGCCAAAGAAAAGUGCCAAAACUGAUUUCACACAAGUAAUUGAAAAUUUAGAAGCUAAGUAUGGCUUGGAAAAGUUUGUCGAAUUAGUCUGCAAAUCAAAGAUCAUCAAGCUUGCUAUUGCAAAGAUUCUUCCUUCAAAAAAUGCAGUACCGCCCAAGUGGUUUGAAAAUCAUGAGUUUUGGGCUGUACAUAACGAUAAGGCACAUGAGUUUAAUCCCAGCAGAAUAUGGACCGAAGUACUAUUGCAGAACAAGAAAUCUGACCAAUUGGUUAGUACUUUGAUGAACAAUGAAAAAUCUAAACAGUUGCUCUCGUCCUUUGACAGUGGUAUGAAUGUCUUUUUGGGGAUUAAGAAAGAGGCAAAGAGCAAAACCUUUAACGAAGAAUCACAAGAUGAUGAACGUAUUGAAUCUAAGCAGGAUUCGAAAUCCAAGGUGCCCUCAAAGGAAAGUCCAGACGCGACUGACGAAGGGGAAGUUCCGGAACUUGAUGACGAUGUGCUCAAACAGUAUGACAAUCUGCUAGCCGAUUCAGAAGAAGAAAAUGAAGAAAGUGAAGCGCCAACAUUGGAUCCAAACGUCAAUUAUAAUGAAGUAACCGAUGAAGAGCCUGAUCAGGAAAGCGGCGAAGAUGAGGAACUCGAGAGUGAUGAAGAUAGUGAACUAUAUUCUAAGACGCACAAGACUAAACUUCCCGAACUGAUGGCAGGAUAUUACAGCGGUGGGGACUCGAGUGAUGAAAGCGAUGUGGGUGACGAUAAAGUUGCCAGAGAACAGCUCUCACUCAAGGAGAAGAAGAAGAAUAGACGUGGUCAACGAGCAAGAAGGAAAAUUUGGGAAAAGAAAUACGGCAGAGAAGCAAAGCAUGUUCAAAGAGAAGUUGAGAAAGAACAUGAGGACAGAAAGAGGCGACAGACUGAGUACGAAGAAAGAGUUGCAAAGCGUGCAGCCAAAUCUGCCGCUAGGGAAGUGGAAGAAGCGACCAGAAUUGAUCAGAGAUUCAUCAAGCCAGUAGAGAAGAAAGCACCUCAGGCUGAGCAUCCUUCAUGGGUUGCCAAGAAGGAAGCCGAAGAGAAGCAAAAGAAUGCCAAAUUCCAAGGUAAGAAGAUAACAUUUGAUUAG